UGUGAAGUCUGGCUCUGACGUACUCAUCGUGCCCCGUCAGUCAGUCCGUCGCACGUCAGUUCAGACUGUGGAAGAGACUGAACAGCUCACGGAGCUUUACAAGCUCCUGGCAGCCAAGGACUUUCAGACACAAAUAGAGGGAGUGAAUCUCCUCCUCGAUUACUGCAGAAACAGGCCCCAGCUCGUCUCCACUAACAUUGUCCAGAUUUUUGAUAUUUUCAUCCUAAGACUUCAGGAUUGCAACAAGAAAGUGAACCACCAGGCACUGGAGGUCCUGGCUUCGAUGAUACCCAUACUGGGAGGUGCCUUACACCCAGUGCUGGUCUCUCUGGUAGCAGCAGUCACAGAGAACCUGAACUCAAAGCAUGUGGGGAUUCACAGUGCAGCUAUGAAAGUGCUGGAAGCCUCCACUGCUCACCUCGAUAACGCAUUGCUGCUGCAAACCUUGGCCCAACGAGUGCGUUUCCUCAGCGGCCAAGCUCUGCUGAUUGUCACAGAACAUCUCUCAGUGCUUGUGACAUCUGUUUACCCCCGGAAACCCCUGACUGUCAAGCGCCACAUCCUGCCCACCCUCUGGUUCUUCCUGGAAAACAGGAUCCUGCCUGUCCGAAGCAGCAACGUCAGGGCUGUGGUCUCCAAGCUUGCACACAGCCUCUACCAAGUGAUGGGCUCCAGGCUGAAGGAGUACGCCGCCAGCCAGCCUCAGUCUGUGGCAAAAAACUUCUUAGACAUUUUUGACCCGACCUGAAGGUGGGGUGAAGGCUUGGUGUGCUCCAGGAAGCUGCUGGAGGGGCAACAACUGGGUCAGGUGGAGGCAAAGGUGGAUGUGGCAGUGGCAUUGGUUUUAUUCUGUGUGUUUGAAGGACGGUAUUUGUGGAGGAAUGGCUGUGUGAAAAAGGCCACGAUUUAAUUGCGAUGAGCAACCCAGUCUUUGAUGUAGAUAAAGGCCUGGAGAUGACCAUGAACUCUCCUGGGAAAAGCAGAAAUAAGAAGCAGCAGCUACUUGGUAGAUAAGAUAAACGGGACCGCAUCCAGAAGAUGAGAGAAUGUUGCUGCGCGUGGACAAGGGGUCUACACCAAUUGUGUGAGCGCUCCAGUCGCGUGAACAGAGAUUGUAAGCCAAUCGUAGAGCUACCGCUAGCGCGUGCUCUGCUUGCCUGUCUAUAUAUAUA
This is a messenger RNA of Calidris pugnax (ruff), 1172 nucleotides long. Its product is annotated as protein FAM179A-like. Gene Ontology annotation, molecular function: microtubule binding. NCBI's taxonomy places the organism in Eukaryota, Metazoa, Chordata, Aves, Charadriiformes, Scolopacidae. The record is from RefSeq and is a predicted model, not a curated record. Gene Ontology annotation, biological process: microtubule cytoskeleton organization. The transcript has 4 exons. The annotation marks the transcript as partial. Gene Ontology annotation, cellular component: cilium; cytoplasmic microtubule.